Caenorhabditis auriculariae is the source of this 6344-nucleotide messenger RNA. Lineage: Eukaryota; Metazoa; Nematoda; Chromadorea; Rhabditida; Rhabditidae. The record is from the annotation of a GenBank genome assembly.
AUGGUGAAAAAACGCAAUGAGGGGAAGGUGAGCGCCAAGCUGAAGCAGAAGCCCAACUAUGGACCGGUUAAAAAUCGUCAAACCUUCCGCGGUUCAAACCACAGUAUGAAUCCAGGUAUACAGAUCUUUCUGUUUACAUUUUUGCAACGCGUUAGAUUUACAGACCGUCAGAAAGAUGCGGGUGACAAAAGUCAACGUUCCAAAGCAACAAUCAACCGUCUUCGCAUGUAUAAAAGCUUCAAGGCCAUCCGGUUAGAUUCUAUUCACUUGAAAUUGACGAACCGUUGAAUUUUGUAGAGAUUCGAGCGGAAAAAUCGUUAAAGCGGCUCCUUUUCAGUCGUGGCUCAGUGCAGGAACACAAGCUCGCGUGGAACCGAACCGUAAAUGGUUCGGUAAGUUAUUUUUCUUUCUUUAAAAAGCCCUUAGACUAAGAAAUUAUUAAAAAACAUUUUUUUUCUUCCAGGAAACACCCGUAUCAUUGGUCAGGAGCAAUUGCAAAAGUUCCAGGAAAACUUGGGCAAAGUCAUGAAAGAUCCUUUCCAAGUAAGAUAUUGACGCCAAAACGGGAAGAAAAAGCAAAUUUUCUUAGGUCGUCAUGAAACAAACCAAGUUGCCCAUCAGUUUGCUGCAAGAAAAGGCCAAGGUUGGUUCUUUCAAAAUGGUCGAAAAAUAUGAUUUUUAUUCAGACCCAACGGGUCCACAUCACCGAGACAGAAAGCUUUGAGUACACUUUUGGAAAGAAGGCGCUCCGCAAAAAGGCCAAGCUCAGCACGGAUAACUUGGAGGUUCCUUGUUUACUAGUUGGAAAGAAAAUUGAAAUUUUGUUCAGGAACUCGCCAAAGCGGCCGGGGAACGUGAAGAUAAGUACGACGCGGCUCGUGAUAGAGAUUUGCAGGUUUUUAUUUUUCAGAAUAAAGUCCGAAGUAAUCAUUCUAAAUUCCAUUAAAACUUGAUUGAUUAGCUCCAAGUUUUUGUACAAAAAAUGUAAGCUAAUUAUGAAUCGGUAAUUUUAUUUCAAUCCAUGUAAGAAGCUUACUUCAUUUUUGAUUAUUUUCAAACUUUCAGAGAGAGAUUGACGAACGACCAGAAAACCCAAAUCCUUUGUUCCGUGCCGGUCAAAGUAACCGAGUCUGGGGCGAACUUUACAAGGUUAUCGAUUCCUCUGACGUCAUCGUGCAGGUUGUCGACGCACGGGAUCCCAUGGUUCGUUUUUUUACGGCUCAUUGAAAAAAAUGAUUUCACAUACAUUUAUUCAGUGUUUAAAAAAUUAGAUCAUCAGGUUUUUUUUGUAAUGCCGUGUUCAAAGUAAUUUCCGCGAAAUGCAAAAUGGUCUCUGACCCUCCAAAAUUUAGAUAUCUUUCUCUUUCUCUGACGGCUAUUUUGAAUUUCGCGGAAUCACUUUGAACACGGCAUAAUAGUUAUAGUCGAGUUUUAAGUUUUCAAUGAUCAGCUACUUCUCUCAUGUAGAAACAGUUCGGGUUCCACAAAAGUCAAUAAAGUUUGGAACCAUCGGAUAAAACGAAAAUUGUUCCGAGAAUUGCUCCCAAAACCUUUUUUCGAAACAACUUUUGGACGCCGAUAAACGCUUUUUUUUAUUUCUCUAAGAAAUUUUCUACGGAGAUGACAGGGAAAGUCAAUUCCUGUACUUAUUCGGAAUAAAUGAAUCAUGAAUUUUAAGUUCGAAAGAAAAUAUUGAUUCAAGCAUUACGUUUAGCAAGGCUUAUCAUAGAGAUCUUGCUUUUAUCAUAUUUUGAAAACGGUAAAGCUAAACAAAUUUUUUAAAUUCGAUUUAACCGGUUUUUUCCCAGGGAACUCGCUGUCGCCACGUGGAAGAGUUUUUGCGCAGAGAAAGGCCUCACAAGCAUUUGGUGACCGUCAUCAACAAGGUCGACCUCGUGCCAACUUGGGUCACGGUGAGAAUUCCCUCAUAUUAUCAGCCUAACACAUUUUGCUUUCAUUGUGAAUUGAGGAGUUUUCAGCGAAAAUGGAUAGGAGAACUGUCGAAAGAAAUGCCGACGAUCGCGUUCCACGCCUCGAUCCAACAUUCCUACGGCAAAGGGGCCGUCAUCAACCUCCUCAGACAGUUCGCCAAACUUCAUCCCGACCGUCAACAGGUCCUUCGGAGCUUUUUGAGAGUCUUGGUUGAUUGUCGACUCUCAGAUCAGCGUCGGCUUCAUCGGAUAUCCAAAUGUGGGCAAAUCUUCGCUGGUCAACACGUUGCGCAAGAAGAAAGUCUGCAAAACGGCACCCAUUGCCGGUGAAACUAAGGUUAUUUUGUCCUUUUUUUGAAGAGAUUUCCAUUCAGAAGGUUUGAAAUUGAAUUUUCCAUCAUUGAAAGAAUUUCUCUGAUCUUUUUGCAAGAAAAUUGAGGAAGAAAUUUCUAAAGCUGUCACUUGAUAAUUUUUCGACAUGAUUUUUUCGAUUUUCAAGACACUCUAACGCGCUGAAAUUUAAAGGAAAUAGCUCUUGAAAUUUCAUCAUUUUUUUAAACUUUGCGUCUAGUUUUUUUUUCUUGAAAGCUGAGAUGUGUAGAUUGGCGAGGAUGACUCCAAUUUUGUCUUUUCUUUUUUUCGAUUUUUUUUUAUUCUUAAUGGUUUAGUUGAACAAAUGGUAGUAUGAAAAAUAAUCGAAAACGGAUUUUUUUUUUACUUUUUUUCAUUUUUUUUAUGUGUUCGACCUUUUCCCGCCAUAAUGCCGCGUCGCGUGCGCAAUGCUUCACCCUUGCCAAUCUACCUAUUUUUCCUUUCAAGUCGGCAAAAAAUGGCUGUACAUUUUUGUAUCUAGUAGCUACGAUAUUUUAAGCAAUCUUUGAAGCUUUAACAUGAACCAAAACGCGUUGAGCCAUUCCAAUUGCGACCGGAAGGUUGAAGUUGGGAGGAACAUAUCUGACAGAAUGAUAGUUUUUACCAACUAAAAGUUUUCUCAUUAGAUUUCUCCGACUAAUUACAGGUGUGGCAAUACGUGAUGUUGAUGCGCCGCAUCUACCUUAUCGAUUGUCCCGGCGUCGUCUACCCACAAGGAGACACGGAGACUCAGAUCAUCCUCAAGGGCGUCGUCAGUCUUUUCCUUCCUCAUUCCCACCUCUUAUACAGAUGAAUAGGUUCUAACAUAGAUGUUCAGGUGAGAGUCGAGAACGUGAAAGACCCCGAAAACCACGUGCAAGGCGUCUUGGACCGGGUCAAGGUGGAGCAUCUCCGACGUCAUUACGGCAUCGGCGAAUGGGAAGAUGUCGAGGAUUUCAUGACCAAAGUCGCCUUCAAGCAGGGACGUCUUCUCAAGGUAUCUCAAGAAGUCUUUGCUUCUGAAUGAAGAGAUCUCAAUAUAGAUUUUCUUUCGAAUAAAGAGGAAUAAUCUAAGAAAGUUUUUUACACACGAUAAUUCAAUGCAUUUUCCUUGAAACUUUCCAACUUUAAAACUGUAACUAGUAGGGAAUUUUUUAGAAAAGCAUAAAAAAUUUAGGAAUGUGCGUUUGGAGUUGAAAUGAAAUUUUUGUUUCAAUUUCUUGCUUUCUUCAUGAACCUUUUCAAAGUACUUGCCCUAGUGUAAAAAUAGAUAGUAAAAUUUCCCCUCCUUUCAAUAUAUUUCUUGUUGUUCUUUUUUUAACCUCAAUUUUUUUAAUGUUUUUCAUCUCUGCGAUUUGAUUAAAGACAAAGGUAUGGAAAAGAAGAAGAACCGCUUUCCAUUUAAAAAAAAAAAUUAAAAUGAACACAGAUUUUUUUCUUAACCCCAAACAUCAAACUCCCAGGGAGGCGAACCAGACAUUAGCACAGUGGCGAAAGCUAUCCUCAACGACUUCCAAAGAGGUCGACUACCGUAUUUCGUGCCUCCCAAGGGAUGUGAAGAACGGGCCAAGACCGAUUACAACGAGGUUCUCGACAAAAAGAAUACAUAUAACCUUUCUCAUGGUUUCAAGGCGCCAAUCAACGAAACGACGGCAGACGAAGAGGAGAAACAAGAGACGAUGAGUGAGAAGGCUGACCAGCCGGAAUCCGACCAGGAGCUGGACGAAGAAGAGGAGGAGAAGAAGGAGGAUGUGGUGAGCAAUGUCAAAAAUGAAAAAGUAAAUAGAACACGUGAAAGAUUAGAGAAAGUAAAGAGUCUGAAUUUUUCUGAUUUGAAUGGUUACGGUAUGAGGAGCUUCAGUCAAGGAUUUAUUAACCGUCUCGACUGUUCUCAUGCUCCGCCGUCGUCUCUCCCAUCAGACGACGACUUGCCGAGCCGAACCCGAGAUCCACACCUACAAAACUAAUAUAAUAAAGACUUUAAUGUCACUCCGUCCCGUCUUUACACGCACACAGAAACAUAUAUAAAAGUCUCAUCCUGGCCACUUUUAUAUAUGUUUCUGUGUCCGUGUAAAGAUCGAGCUCGGCAGAAGUCGGGUUUAGCUUGGCUAGUCGUCGUCUGAUGGAAGCGGCGACGGUGGAACAGGAGCUGAGUCGAGUUUGUAGUCUGAGGAAUUCAGACUCUUUUAUACUCUUUACUUGGUCUAAUCUUUCACGUGAUCUAUUUACAUACUCAAUAUUUUUGUUUCUGGCGAAUAAGGACAUUUUCCCAGUUCAGAGGAAGUUUUGUCGCAUUGAAACACCGUUAAAUCACGAGGAACAACUAAAAAUGCAAAGAAAAAGUAUUCGUUUCACAAUAAAUUUUAUGCGAUCCCUCUGUAAGAAGAAAAAAAAGAGCAAAAAAAUCAAAAAGUUUUUUUUGUCAAUUUUUGCACUGUUGGUUCUACCUACAAAACAAACCAUGGUAUUUUUUUUACCGUGAUUUUAAAAAAAGUCGUGGUUUUUCCGAGUUUAUUCAUUUUUUUCACAGUUUAGCAAGAAAUCAAGUGUUAUUUUUUUUUUUGAAAAAAAAACCUAGUUUAUUUAGAUUAUCCAGAUAUGUUUCUUGAUUUUAGUAGUUUCUUGAACAUGAAGUUUCAAAAUUGUAUUGAAAAUUCGUGGGCAAUCUGAUAUGAAAACCGAAAAAUUGUAGGAAGACGAAGAAGAGAUGACGGACAUCGGCUCGACUUGCAGUGGCUUGACGGAUUUGUCUGGCGUCAGCGAUUUGGAAGAGGACCUCGCGGCGAUGGAAGAAGUCGACAUGGAAGAGGUUCGUUGUUCAAUUCAUUCCCAUAACCCAUUAGAAACUGCUUCAUAAAACAGACCGAGAGAAAAUUAUUUUUACAACCAUCUGAUAAUAGCAGUAUUAUUGAUUCAUUUCACACAGGUUUACGAAAAUGAGAAGCUCGACGGGAUGUUAUAUAACAUUAUCGCGAUGAAGUUUCAUAAAUUUCAAUGGGUUCUAUCGUGGCUAGAAUUUUUUUUUUGCUCUAACACACUCGAAGAGCUAAAAAAAGAAAAAAUUCACAAAAAUUCAUUUUUCUGAUACAGUAUCAACAAGUUGAACAUCAAAGAAACAAUUAUGAGAUCGAUCGGAACAGAGUGGAAUCUAACGCGAAACCUCUCAAUUAAUGAAGUUCUAUCACCUGUCACUUUCGAUUCAGUUUUUGCGGUCAAAAACCGUCAAGAAACUAUGAGCUCUACAGGAACCGAGCUCGUCGAAAGCAACUGAAAAAGAUAAGAAAAAGAAAGGAGAAGGUCUGGCGAACAGAGGACGCGGAAAACGUGCGGGAAAGAAGCUCAACAAAAGGAAAUUGGCCGGAAAAUCCAUCGUGCAGGCGUCGGCCGAAGGGAAUUCGAAGGCUCGGGUUUGUUUUUGAAAAAAGUUAUUUUUUAUCCAAAAAACAUAAAGUUAUCACUUACGAGCUUCUGCCUUAUCAUGUUAACGGCAAUUUACUGAGAACAGUUGAAAAUUCAGAGGAACCCAUUUAAAAAAGUUAGCAAAUAGUUGAUAGUUUUUUUUCUAUAUAGAAUUAAAAAUCGAUAAUGUUUAGUAUGAUGAUCAAAAACGUUAUCAGAAAAGAACUGUUUCAAAAAAGUUUAUACGGAUGCUAAAAAAAAAAGAAAAAAAGCUCCGCGACCAUUAUUUCUAUGCCUGAUAUCGUAUACAAUAUAUAUAAAUGAUAUUUUCAGGGAUUUAUUUUUUUUCAAUUUUUUUAAAAAAACAGCAGAAAAAUUAUUUAGAUUUUUAAUCAGUUUGCCUGCCUCAGAAUCUUUAGAUUUAGAAUUUCUUUUAUCGAUAUUUUUUAAAAUUGAUAGCAAUGAAGAAUUGAGCAAAAAUUUUUGCAAUUUCCCGAAUUUCUACCACAUUUUUUCCGAUUUUCAUUCUCGAAAGUUUCAUUUUCCCCAAAUAAAAUAAUUUUGAAGGGAGUCGUCGAGUUCUCCAAAUCGGACCCCGCCAAGAAGAGCAACAUGUGGAGGAAGAAGCUGGAGAAGCGCCACAAAAAGAAACAUCAGCAAUAA